Molecule: messenger RNA, 243 nt
Organism: Penicillium brasilianum
Lineage: Eukaryota; Fungi; Ascomycota; Eurotiomycetes; Eurotiales; Aspergillaceae
Source: the annotation of a GenBank genome assembly
AUGCCUCUCGUUGUUCCUGGGAUCAACUCCAACAUGGGCGACAAGUCCGAGUGGGUCAACAAACUGAUGGGAAAGAAGAUUAGCGACAGUGGAAGUGAUGAGCUUUCAUUUGCGAAGAAGGACCUUCCUCAAUCCCACCGCGUGCUGAAGCCGGAUGAUAUGAAGUCGAUGGACCAUAACCCUGAUAGACUGAACGUCCAUGUUGACCACGAUGGCACCGUCCGAGAUGUGACCUACGGCUAA